CCGUUCAGCGAGGCAAGGCAACCACUGCUGGAGCAAAACCAGAGACGCAACGGGACCAGCACAACUCCCGCGUGCGCGGUGCCCCCACGCCAUAGCCCCGCUGCUCAGCCACAUGAACGUCGCCGGCCCCGCCACCGCUUUCGUGCCGACCGCCAGGCCAGCGCCCCGCGCCCCGCGGCCGCUCUGGCGCCCCAGCGCCCGCUGCAACCUGAGCCCACGCGCCGCCACCGAGCCGCCGCCGGCGGCGCCCGUCUACGCCCCCACUCCGCGGGAUCGGCCUCUGCGGACGCCGCACAGCGGGUAUCACUAUGAUGGAACCGCCAGGGCUUUCUUUGAAGGAUGGUACUUCAAGGUCUCCAUUCCAGAAUGCAGGCAGAGCUUCUGUUUCAUGUACUCUGUUGAGAACCCAUUCUUUCGUGAUGGGAUGACUGCUCUCGACCAGACAUUGUAUGGUCCACGGUUUACCGGUGUGGGAGCGCAGAUUCUUGGUGCGGAUGACAAGUACAUAUGCCAGUUCUCUGAAAAAUCAAACAACUUUUGGGGGAGUCGACAUGAGCUAAUUCUCGGAAACACUUUCAUUCCCAAUAAAGGCUCAACUCCCCCGGAGCGUGAAAUCCCUCCUCAGGAAUUUUCUAAUCGCGUUUUGGAAGGCUACCAAGUCACACCAACUUGGCAUCAGGGCUUCAUACGUGAUGACGGAAGGUCAAAGUAUGUGCCAAACGUCCAAACAGCUCGUUGGGAGUACAGCACCCGUCCAGUGUAUGGCUGGGGUGAUUUCACAUCUAAGCAGAAGUCAACAGCUGGUUGGCUUGCUGCUUUUCCAUUCUUUGAACCUCAUUGGCAGAUAUGCAUGGCAGGUGGCCUAUCCACAGGAUGGAUAGAAUGGGAUGGAGAACGGUUUGAAUUUGAAAAUGCUCCCUCCUACUCAGAGAAGAACUGGGGUGGGGGGUUCCCCAGGAAGUGGUACUGGAUCCAGUGUAAUGUCUUCUCAGGCACAUCUGGUGAAGUUGCUUUAACUGCUGCUGGUGGAUUAAGGAAAAUUGGAUUGGGAGAUACCUACGAGAGUCCUUCACUGAUUGGCGUCCAUCACGAGGGAAAAUUUUACGAGUUUGUGCCUUGGACUGGGACAGUAAGCUGGGACAUUGCUCCUUGGGGUCACUGGAGGAUGUCUGGCGAGAACAAAAAUCAUCUGGUCGAAAUAGAAGCAACCACCAAAGAACCGGGGACCGCUUUGCGAGCCCCAACAAUGGAGGCUGGAUUGGUACCAGCAUGCAAAGACACAUGUUAUGGAGAUCUCAAGCUGCAAAUGUGGGAAAAGAAAUACGAUGGGAGCAAAGGGAAGAUAGUACUUGACACUACAAGCAACAUGGCAGCGGUGGAAGUUGGGGGAGGUCCCUGGUUCAACGGGUGGAAAGGCACGACCGCUUCGCCUGAGCUUGUGAAUAACAUCGUUGGUACUCAGAUCGACGUGGAGAGCCUGUUCCCAAUUCCAUUUCUCAAGCCCCCUGGUCUGUAGGUUUAUUCAGAGGAACUGUGAAGAAAUUGAAGCCAGUGUAGGUUCUUUUGGCUUUAGUUCUGCAAUCAACCGGCCCUGUUCUUCUCUCUGAAAAGAAAAGAAAAAAAACUUGCCCUGUUCUGAGCAUGUUGGCUCAGCAGUUGGUGAUGCAUACAGAUUAAGUUCCCAAUGGCUCUGAAAAGCGCCACUCCAUCACCUCUUGGCUUAGUUUCCAUGUUACCGAAGAUGAAUCCUGUUUAAGGUGGAAUUGUAUUUUUCUUUUGAACAGGGGAAAAGCCAAAAUAGGAGAAGGGCCCAGAACUUGCGCACUGUUCUAA
Molecule: messenger RNA, 1833 nt
Organism: Triticum dicoccoides
Lineage: Eukaryota; Viridiplantae; Streptophyta; Magnoliopsida; Poales; Poaceae
Product: probable tocopherol cyclase, chloroplastic
Exons: 10
Coding region: 113-1516 (467 amino acids)
Molecular function (GO): tocopherol cyclase activity
Source: RefSeq, a predicted model, not a curated record